AUGAAGAGAGUUGUUUUGCAGUGUUCUCUUAUUUCUUCUAGGGGCGCCUUACAAUGUUCGAGACGUUAUAAUUUGUUGGAGCACAAAACAAAAGGGUCCAUGUUUAUGAAGCAUUUAGAUCUAUAUGCCCGACGAGACCCACAGUUAGCACCUUAUUUGCUUAGAGAAGUUGACAUUGAAUACAAAAGGAAGUGCCGCAAAGUAUCAUUUUGUUUGUGGGUGUGUAUUUUUACAAUUGUCACUACGUUUCAAAUGCGCAUGCAGGGAGAACAACUUCAUUACCUGCGUUUGUAUGCAGAUUGUGCAAAGACUGAGCAGGAUGCAAAAGACGAAGACGAGAUUCGGCGCAGAAAGGCCUUUGUUGCUGUGAUGAACGUUGUAAAGGAUGCUUUCGACCGAGAUCAGUCAUGGAAUAAGAGUGAUCAAGAGAAAGCACUGAAAGCAUUGUGA
Molecule: messenger RNA, 450 nt
Organism: Trypanosoma theileri
Lineage: Eukaryota; Euglenozoa; Kinetoplastea; Trypanosomatida; Trypanosomatidae
Exons: 1
Coding region: 1-450 (149 amino acids)
Source: RefSeq, a predicted model, not a curated record